GCUAACAUCACUGAUUUUUAUGGCCGCAACAACAAAACUAACAUCAACAACAACAACAACAGUUUCACAAACUUAAGCAAUCUUUACAACCUUAACAACAUAACUAACAGCAACAGUGUUACAAGCAUCAUUGACCGCUAUUAUAACCUGACAACCAACUCACCCGACAACAACACCACAGAGUUGCAGCCAGUCAGAUUGGUGUUGAUAAACUUGGAGUAUAGAAUCGUCUACUCAGUUAUCGGCGUCACUGGCUUCCUCUUAAACGCCUUCGUUGCAGUUGUUCUCAUCUUUGUGCGCACCAAAAACAGCAGCGGUAGUCAAAGUAGCAGCGAAUUUCACAUUACUUGUCAGGCCUGCGUGGAUUCCCUGGUAGCCAUCUUCCUCUUGACGACAACCCUGAUAGAAGACAACGACACCAACAGGUACAUUCAAGGAAAUCUCUACCACGAGUCUCUCUGCAAGAUGUGGUUCACGAAGAUCGUCUUGUGGGGUGCCAUCAACGCCUCCAUAUACUCCGUUGUCAUUCUAAAUUUUGAGAGGUACAUCGCAGUCGUCUAUCCAAUAUUUCAUAAGACCAAGUUCACAAAAUCGAAGAUGUACUCCAUAAUCAUGCUUCUGACGGUCUGGGUCUUCGGCAUCGGCUUCAAAUUCUUCUACUCCAUCAUUUCUUCGGGAAUUGUCAAAAACGGUCAAUGUUCUUCGUUCACAGAAUAUCCCAGUAAAACCAUGCAAAAAGUCAUCGGCAUUUUCAUCUUCAUCUUCGAUUACUGCCUGCCCCUGACGCUCCUCACUUGCAUGUACCUGCGCAUGGCAGUUUUUCUGCACAACAAAAUCCAACCUGGCAGCGAAACGACUACAACAGGUCAAAACAUAAAACUAGGAGCAGAAAAUUCAACUGUGUACAGCGUUCAGACAUCAAAAAUUGAAAUGGAGGCGAGCAACGUUGGCGAGGUGAAUGAGGAUGUUGAGAGUUGCGUUUGUGACGAUAAUAGAAAAGAUCUGUCAGCGCACGUUAACAUCAAUGCCCCGAAUCAUCUCCAUCAGCCGAAUAUUAUUUCAAGUGCAAAUGUUCAGAAAAUGAAACCCAAGUCAACGAUGGCCAGAGCUCGAGACAACAUCUUGAAGACCUCUAUGAUACUUUCCUUGUCGUUUGCAAUGUGCAUCACGCUGAAUGAAGUUUACUUCUUCUUGGCUUCGAUCUUUCUAUUAAGUCUUAGUGGCUGGCUAUAUCAGCUCUCUGUUAUAUUGGUAUUCAUGAAUAGUUGCUUCAACCCCAUUAUCUACUGUUUGAAAUAUGAUCCCUUCAAGAAAAAAGUUCAAUAUGCUUACAAGAAUUUCAAAAAGUUAAUAAAAAAGUAGCAGCAGUGUUAUUUGCGUGGGUUGGUUACAAUUUUUAGUUUUUCAACGUAUUAUGAAGAUGGUGGUUGGAAAAAUUUCAGGAUUUACAAAAUUUUAUUAUUCAUUAUUUGCUACAUGUGCAAAAUCAAAGUUUUAACAGGCAUUAGUGGCGGAUCUAGAGGGCUGAGAGGGGCUCUCCUCGACCACCUAGUUUUUUUUUAAUAAAAGUUAGCAGUUUUUCAAUAAAAGUCAGAAAAAGGACUGUUUUUUCGACCAAAAAUUGAAUGAAAUAAGCAAAAAAAACAGUUAUUCCACUAUUAAAUACAAUUGCCUCACUAUCGUUAACCAUAAUCCUCUCCAAUGAAAAUCUAAACAUUUUCAAAAUUUUGCCCCCCCCCCUCGUCAAAUUUGUUCGGAUCCGCCACUGGCAGGCAUAAACAUGAUCUAAUAACGUUAAUUAAUUGGUAAGUUGUGUUUGUUUUCGCACGCAGAUGCCAGCAGUAGCAUUAAUAAGAUUGAAUUAAUUAAUUAAAUAGAACGAAUAUUUUUAAUACUGU
Molecule: messenger RNA, 1898 nt
Organism: Helobdella robusta
Lineage: Eukaryota; Metazoa; Annelida; Clitellata; Rhynchobdellida; Glossiphoniidae
Exons: 5
Coding region: 466-1362 (298 amino acids)
Biological process (GO): G protein-coupled receptor signaling pathway
Cellular component (GO): membrane
Molecular function (GO): G protein-coupled receptor activity
Source: RefSeq, a predicted model, not a curated record